GGCCACCUCCUGCCUGUCUCUGACUCCUUUUGACGGCUCUCCUUUUUUACCUAUUCUAUUCCUCUUCCUCCCCUCUCCAUCCCAACCAGAUUCUCGACCACAUUCGCUCGUUGCUGUUGCUAUUGCUGUAAGUACCUUACCUGGACUCCCACCCCCGAUUGCCCGCCGCCUGCUUCCCCUCCAACCCUUCUUCACCCCAAGGUACCGCCGAUCACCGCAACCGCACUCAAUCUGCUCCAACCAAGCAGAUUGCACUUCUGAUCUGGCUUCCGAAGCACCUCACUUUGCCUCUCUGCCAUUUUCGCAGUCUUGGUACCUCCCCCGCCCUUCCCCCCAGCUCUCGUUCACCGCGGGAGUACCUUGCUUUCCCUCCGCCGACCUGCCUCAUUCCGCACCUUGCCUUAUUUUUCUCUCCCAAAUCACAUGGAGAAGCUCACAAAUUACGUCAGGCUACACAGAACACUUUGAGCUACCAGCAAUCUUUUUCGCCGUAAAUCCCACGGCGAAUCCCCUGUCAAUGUAGGCACUACCCCGCCGUCCUCGAAAUCACCGCUUGUUUUUCCCUCUCCUUUUCCACACCGUCCCUUCUACACCUACAGAAAAAAUACGAUACACUAGAUUUUCGCUCUUUGCUCCGGUACAAUCCAUUAACAUUUUCUUAGUAUAUUCAGCUUCACACCGCGAAUCGCGUCAGAUAUCCUUCACAAUGGCUCAAGCGAUUAAGAGCGCUCUUCCCACCCACCUCAAGUCCCCCCUCGGCGGCCAGGGCAAGAGCGAUGAGGAGUUCAGCUCCCGCCACCACGGCAAGACGAGAUCCCACAUGGCUUUCGAGAACACUUCCACCAGCGUUGCUGCUGCCCAGAUGCGCAAUGCCCUCACCCAGCUUUCUGAGACCGUCACCGACCCCGAGCAGAAGAAGCUGUUCGAGACGGAGAUGGACAACUUCUUCGCCCUCUUCCGCCGCUACCUGAACGACAAGGCCAAGGGCAACGCCGUCGACUGGGACCGUAUUGCUCCCCCCGCCCAGGGCCAGGUUGUUGACUACGAGGACCUCGCCAACUCCGAGUCCGUCCAGUUCCUCAACAAGCUUGCCGUCCUGAAGCUCAACGGUGGUCUCGGUACCUCCAUGGGCUGUGUCGGUCCCAAGUCAGUCAUCGAGGUCCGUGACGGCAUGUCCUUCCUCGACCUGUCUGUCCGCCAGAUCGAGUACCUCAACCGCACCUACGAUGUCAACGUGCCCUUCAUCCUCAUGAACUCAUUCAACACCGAUGAGGACACCGCUUCCAUCAUUAAGAAGUACGAGGGCCACAACGUCGACAUCCUCACCUUCAACCAGUCCAGGUACCCCAGAAUCCUGAAGGACUCUCUCCUUCCCGUCCCCAAGAAGACCGACUCUUCCAUCAACGACUGGUACCCCCCUGGUCACGGUGACGUUUUCGAGUCGCUCUACAACUCUGGUAUUCUCGACAAGCUCAUUGAGCGCGGUAUUGAGGUUGUCUUCCUGUCCAACGUUGACAACUUGGGUGCCGUCGUCGAUCUCCGCAUCCUCCAGCACAUGGUUGAGACUGAGUCUGAGUACAUCAUGGAGUUGACCAACAAGACCAAGGCCGACGUCAAGGGUGGUACUAUCAUCGACUACGAGGGAUCCGUCCGUCUUCUCGAGAUCGCCCAGGUCCCCAAGGAGCACGUCAACGAGUUCAAGUCCAUUAAGAAGUUCAAGUACUUCAACACCAACAACAUCUGGCUGAACCUCAAGGCCAUCAAGCGCGUCGUCGAGAACGAUGAGCUUGAGAUGGAGAUCAUUCCCAACGGAAAGACCAUCCCUGGUGACAAGAAGGGCGAGUCUGACAUCUCCAUUAUCCAGCUGGAGACCGCUGUCGGUGCUGCCAUCCGUCACUUCAAGAACGCCCACGGUGUCAACGUUCCCCGUCGUCGCUUCUUGCCCGUCAAGACCUGCUCUGACCUGAUGCUCGUCAAGUCUGAUCUCUACACCGUCAAGCACGGCCAGCUCCAAAUGAGCUCCAGCCGCUUUGGUGACGCUCCUCUCAUCAAGUUGGGCAGCGACUUCAAGAAGGUCUCUGACUUCCAGAAGCACAUCCCCUCCAUCCCUAAGAUCAUCGAGUUGGACCACCUUACCAUCACUGGUGCCGUCAACCUUGGCCGUGGCGUCACGCUCAAGGGUACCGUCAUCAUUGUUGCGACGGAAGGCAGCACUAUUGAUGUGCCUCCUGGAUCCAUCCUCGAGAACGUCGUUGUGCAGGGUAGCUUGCGCCUGCUUGAGCACUAAGUGGCUUUUUUUUUGCAGGUUUUGUAUUUUGAGCACAUUCCGGUCAGAUGUCACGAUGCAUUGAGAAUCAUCACAAGAGGACAAUCUGGAGGCGAGGUGGAACAGUAGAGAGAAACCAACGAUCAUUCCCCCCAAAAAGGCGGCGUCUGCAUAAGGUAUCUGUGGCAGCGGCAGAACAAACUCGAUAGUAUUUUAAUAAGGCACCUCAAACCAUGCGUGUGCAUUUCGUUGACCUCCACCUGCACUUGCAUUGGUUAUGUCUCCCUCUGAUCCCUGUGAAUUGCCGUGGAUUUUGGCAUGGUCCGUCGAGGACCGUUCGUGUGUAACGAUAUCGGUCUGCCGGUAACUUGGACCUGCAUUUCCGUGUGGAGUGGUCCAGAACCGACUAGCAACGAGUAGCGGUGAGACAAGGAAAAAGGAAUCUGAAAAGUCAACAUGAGAAACACAACAAAAACAAAAUUGAGGUGAACAAUGCGCGCGGUUACAUGCCGGUCCUUACUCCGGGC
This is a messenger RNA of Colletotrichum scovillei, 2793 nucleotides long. Its product is annotated as UTP-glucose-1-phosphate uridylyltransferase. Gene Ontology annotation, cellular component: cytoplasm. Bases 707 to 2287 code for a protein of 526 amino acids. Gene Ontology annotation, biological process: UDP-alpha-D-glucose metabolic process; glycogen metabolic process. The transcript has 4 exons. The record is from RefSeq and is a predicted model, not a curated record. Lineage: Eukaryota; Fungi; Ascomycota; Sordariomycetes; Glomerellales; Glomerellaceae. Gene Ontology annotation, molecular function: UTP:glucose-1-phosphate uridylyltransferase activity.